This is a messenger RNA of Phlebotomus argentipes, 1420 nucleotides long. RefSeq names its product LIM/homeobox protein Lhx9-like. Gene Ontology annotation, biological process: positive regulation of transcription by RNA polymerase II. Gene Ontology annotation, cellular component: nucleus. The record is from RefSeq and is a predicted model, not a curated record. NCBI's taxonomy places the organism in Eukaryota, Metazoa, Arthropoda, Insecta, Diptera, Psychodidae. The coding region runs from base 524 to 1411 and encodes 295 amino acids. Gene Ontology annotation, molecular function: transcription coactivator activity; DNA-binding transcription factor binding. The transcript is spliced from 6 exons.
ACGUGACCGCUUUUGCUGGUGUUGCAAUUUGGUUACAAUUGGCUGUAACUUGUAGAGUUUCCCACUCGUUGACCCUUUCAAUUCGGGCCCAACACAAGCUGAUGCCCCCCAAAGAUUCAAGCUCUGACGAAGCCGAUUAAAAGUUUUGAGCAAUAGAGCCUGUGCGACGACACAACGCGCUGUGAGGGUGUGAGAAAAGUGACGAGAAGAUAGAAAAACGAUUAUUUUAGCGUCCCUCCCCGUCGAUAAAUCUCAAACUCAUACCCGCUAUCAAUCACGUGAGUGACAUCAACAAUAGCGCCCAGUGAAUCCAAUUAGAUUUAUUAUUGAAAACGUUUUAAGCACUGUGAAUUCAAUUUAAUUUCGUCCAAAUUGGAAUUUUAUAUGAUAUAGAGGCGAAUCAAUUAACAAAAUUAGUAUCAAACUGGGCACUCAUGGAACGCCAAGGCAUCGCGGAGACGGCGUCAGCGAUUCCCCUGUGAAGAACUUCAGCCUCGGAGAUGUCAAGCAACUCCACACUGGCAUGCACACAUCAGAAAGUGUAACAGACUCAUGCCGCGAGGCAUCAGGCAAUGUAGCCCGAUCCCCAGCUCCGCACUUGCUGCUCCAUCACUCCACCUCCAACACGGUGACCUCCGUGGCGAACAACAACCACAAAGGCACGACAUCCGCCGCACCAGCGAAUGCGCUGGGCGUGACCAGUCAGCGGGAGUGCGCCGGAUGCAACAAGGUGAUCACGGAGCGCUUCCUCCUGCGCGCCCUGGACCUCUUCUGGCACGAGGACUGCCUCAAGUGCGGCUGCUGCGACUGCAGACUGGGCGAAGUGGGCUCCACGCUCUACACCAAGGCCAACUUGAUCCUCUGCAAGAGGGACUAUCUCAGACUCUUCGGGACAACAGGAUACUGCGCGGCGUGCAACAAAGUCAUUCCCGCCUUCGAGAUGGUGAUGCGAGCCAAAAGUAAUGUGUAUCAUUUGGAAUGCUUCGCGUGUCAGCAGUGCAAUCACAGAUUUUGCGUUGGUGACAGAUUCUAUCUUUGUGAUAAUAAAAUUCUCUGCGAAUAUGACUACGAGGAGAGGCUCGUAUUCGCCAACAUGGCCUACAAUCCGUCGAGUUUGGCGCACAUUCGAAGGCAAGUUUGUAAUUUACAGCCAGCCGGAGACAGUAUAGGCAACUGCGGCGCUCACGCGGGACGCCUCGUGACACCCCCAAUGGCCACCGUGGAGCCGGGCGUGGCGUCGAUGGCGGGCAGUUCGGGCGCAGUGGCGCGCGGACCGUGCUUCGGCGAGAAGCCACAACUGCCGCCGGCCGCCGCGGCCACCAGCAACAUGGGCCCGCCGCGCGAUGACGGCUCCAGCGGCUACGGCAGCCCAGAUUCCGAGACAUUCGAGUCGCCCCAGACGUCGCAAUGACGGCGCUUA